Messenger RNA from Varanus komodoensis (Komodo dragon), 4785 nucleotides. RefSeq names its product basic helix-loop-helix family member e41 (gene BHLHE41). Gene Ontology annotation, molecular function: DNA-binding transcription factor activity, RNA polymerase II-specific; RNA polymerase II cis-regulatory region sequence-specific DNA binding; protein dimerization activity. Gene Ontology annotation, biological process: regulation of transcription by RNA polymerase II; anterior/posterior pattern specification; regulation of neurogenesis. The transcript is spliced from 5 exons. The coding region runs from base 249 to 1679 and encodes 476 amino acids. The record is from RefSeq and is a predicted model, not a curated record. Gene Ontology annotation, cellular component: nucleus. NCBI's taxonomy places the organism in Eukaryota, Metazoa, Chordata, Lepidosauria, Squamata, Varanidae.
CGAGCCCAGGCGCGCGUGCGGCCGGGCUGAGUCGCGGGAGCGGGGGCGAGGAGAGUCCUGGGCGGCUGUCGCGCUGCCUCUGCGCCCCCCUCCGCAACUGGCCUCUCCCCUCCCCGCGGUUUCCCCCAGCGGCACAAGGCGAGCCCCGGCUGUAUGUGCCACUGCCGUGCCCGAGGAGCUUCGCAGACUGCGUCGUCCCGCGGAUCCCGGCAGGAGAGGCAAGCGCAGCCCCAGAGGUGCCGCCGGCCAUGGACGAGGGGCUCGCUCGUUUGCAAGAGAGGCAGUUGCUGGAGCACAGGGACUUCAUCGGGCUGGAUUAUCCCUCCUUGUAUAUGUGUAAACCCAAGAGGGGCAUGAAGAGAGACGAGAGCAAGGAGACAUACAAACUGCCACAUAGAUUGAUAGAGAAGAAGAGACGAGACAGGAUUAAUGAAUGCAUUGCUCAGCUGAAAGAUUUAUUGCCUGAGCAUCUGAAACUGACAACACUAGGACAUCUGGAGAAAGCUGUAGUUUUGGAAUUAACUUUGAAACACUUAAAAGCUUUAACAGCCUUAACUGAACAACAGCAUCAGAAGAUAAUUGCUUUACAGAAUGGAGAAAGAUCUCUGAAGUCUCCUCUCCAGUCCGACCUGGAUGCUUUUCAUUCGGGAUUCCAGACGUGCACCAAAGAAGUCUUGCAAUACCUCUCCAGGUUUGAAAGCUGGACUCCCAGGGAGCAGCGAUGCACCCAGCUCAUCAACCAUCUGCACUCGGUUUGCAUGCGGUUCCUCCCUAGCCCUCAGCUCUUGACUCCAAAGAUCUGUGGGAGCAAAGGACCAUGUUCCAGCUCCUCUGCUUCUUCCUGUGUGCAGCAAGAUCAUACCAGCCCAAAGCUGGAAAGCCAGCCAAACUGUGUGCCCGUCAUCCAGAGGACCCAGAAUAAUAGCAGUAAUAGCGGCGGCGGCGGCAACAGUGCCCAUCAUCAUCCCAGCAGCAGUGUGGAGCUUGGUGGGGAGAACGACACAGACACGGAUAGCGGCUACGGAGGGGAGUGCGAGGGAAGACCAGAUGGCGAGAAGAGCCAAGGCAAUGGGACGAUCAAGCAGGAGCCCUCCGGGGAUGAGCCAGCAGCCAAGAGGUUGAAGCUGGACUGCAGCAGCAGCAGCAGCCCCUCCGCAGUGCUGAGCCCAGACCAGGCAGUGGCUGCCGCUCUCAUGAGACCUGACCCAGCCCUGCUCAGCUCCCUGGUGGCUUUUGGAGGGUUAGGGGGAGGGGGAGGGGGAUCUCCCUUUGCUCAGCAACCUGCUGCUCCUUUUUGCCUGCCUUUCUACUUCAUCUCCCCCUCAGCAGCCGCUGCCUACAUGCAGCCGUUCCUGGACAAGAGCAACCUGGAGAAAUAUCUCUACCCAGCUGCUGCGGCUCCCAUCCCCUUGAUCUACCCAGGGAUUUCUGCUCAGGCUGCGGCUGCGGCAGCGGCAGCUGCCGCGGCAGCUGCCUUCCCCUGUCUUUCCUCAGUGUUAGCACCAGCAGAGAAAGCCAGUUCAGCUCCAGCAACCACCUCAGCCCUGCUCCCUCCUGAUGUGGCUUCUGCUGUCCAGCAGCUUUCCCAUCCGUUCAUUGGCAACCCAGCUGGCCUCAGCCUGGACAUGGCUCUCCCUUCACAAGAAGAGCCUCUGCAGGCUGGAGAGGAAAAUCCUUGAGCGACUCCUGUAGCAGAUACAGCAUUUAUCAUGGAAACCUACAUGGAUCUUGCUUCCUACUUAACGGCAGAGAUCCAUCACGCUUGAGAAUGAUAAGCCUCUCUCCCUCUUUUAAGGGAAAGCUUACUAGGUCAACCAUUUUUGGCUCCUUUGUUUAACAAAAAUUAAGCUCUGUCUUCUUUUCCCUCCUCCCCAGCAUCUUUUUCCAAGAGCUCCUUGUUCAUUUUUCCCUCGUGACAUUUUUUCAUGCUUUAUACAUAUAUAAAAAAACGCACUCACAGGUUUGGUAGCAUUGCAGGUUUGUUAUUUUUACCAUUUGAAACAAAAGCCAAUGGAAGGACUCUUUUAGGGGAAGACAACAGAGCUGAACUUUCUGUGUAAGUGGAGGGUUUCAACAUAAUUGCAAAGUCCAUGGAAAACAGGAAGGGGGCAAUAGCAUCUUGAACUAGGAAGGCAAGUUAGGCAAUACCAUGUAACCGUGCUGAUGCCAUGAUUACAGGCGCUUUAGGGAUGGUCAGUAAUAGUGAUGGUGGUGGUGGUGAUAUGAACAGCACAGGAAUGUUCUGGAUAACAGAAAUUACUCUGAGGGGCUCAAGCUGCCGAGAGGGUUUCCUGCAACAGGCCCUGUUGCUUUUAAUGGAAAUUCUGCAAGAGCUCUACAAUACUUCUACGUAACUUCAGUGGGAUUUGUGCAGAAGGAUUUCAUGGCAGAUUAUACCAAUAGCAGGACAAGCAAGCUUUAGCAUACUAUGCGUCCUGCUUCAUGGUUUCAUCAACUAAGGCUGCAAUCCUAUGUCCAGCUUCCUGGGAGUAGGUCACACUGAGCUCACUGACAUUUCCCUCUGAGUGGACAUGCAUAGGCUAGCUCUAUAAGAUGCAGCUACAAUUAGAUGCACACUUUCCUGGGCAUGUCCUACUGAACUGAAUCGGGCUUUCGAGUAAAGAAGCUCAUCAUGCCCAUGAUGGCUCAUAGUUCUCUGUACACUUAUUUGGGAUUAAACUUGACUCAAUUCACAGAGAUUUACUUCUGAGUACACUUGCAUAGGUUUAUGCUAUAAGGAUGCAAUUUUGGUUGGAAGUCAGAUCCAAGGGGCUGGGAUCUCUAAGUCCAAAUCUACUAAACUCUAGUUGUCAUGCUGCUUACUUAGGAAUACUCCUAGUGAAGCCUGUAUUGUUACUGUGGGGUAAGUUGUUUUGUGAAUGAAAGCCUGUGAAUCCCAGAGCUUUGCUACUCUAUUAUGGACAUCUUAAUUGGUUGCAUAUAAGAAUCGUGGUGAACCAGCCAGUGAAAUGUAAGUGCAGCUAAACAACACUGUAAUCCAUGGGCUGACAUCAGAUCUUGCCAGAUGCCAACCAUCUGAUGCAGAUUGCGUGUAUUCAGAGCUUAGGAACCAUUUCUUUCCAUUACAGCUUAGGGCUGUAGGUUACCUUCGUGACACAGAAUGUUUGGAUUAUUCUAUUCGUGAAAAUAUGGGCAUGGAGAGAGAAAGCAGGAGGUGAGAAUAACCUUUACUUUGCUAGCACUUUAUUGAGAAAUAGGCCAUGAAUGAAUUGACCUUGCUUUAGGGGGGUUUUUUAGGGACUUUUUUUCUUGCAUAAUUAGAGCUGUCCCUGGUUUUGGCUCAAGGGUUCAGACAGUGCAAGAACCCAUCCCAUGCUGUAAUUUAGUUUUUGUUUAAAGUAAGUGCAUCUGUCCACAUCUUCGGGGGUUUGUUUUGUUUUGUUUUUUUGGUUUUGGCUGUGUUCCUGUUUUUGAAUUACCUUGUAUAGGAAGGAACAUUGUUACACCAGACUAAAAACAUGACAUUUCAGAUUAACAGAGCAAUCUUACAUGUGUUCAUUCAGAAUUCCUACUAUUUUUUUGUAGACCAAAGGUCUUAAAUUUGGUUGCCAACCGUUUGUACUCUCCUUCUCUUGUGCCUUUAACAGCAGCCUAAACAUACGGUUGCUAAUCCAGCUGUAGUUCUGUACAUCCUAGGGGUAUGCCUACCAUGUGUAAUACAGCUGCAUUCCUAUACACUCUAAUCUGGGAGAAAGCCCCACUGAACUCAACAGGAUUUAGUUCUGUGUAGAUGUGCAUAGAUUGCACUGUAAGAAUUCAGCCAAUUCAGUAAGCCAGAAUUCUAUUAUGUUGUGGAUUGGGAAUAUGGCAUCUGUAACAGUUUUAUUUCUGUUUCUCUGUUGGUGGAUCGGGACAUAAAUGGUUCAGCUUUUCUUGGCAUGGAGAUAAAGACUUUGUUUGCUUAAUAUUGGCAUGUUAGGCCACAGUUAAAGGCACAGGCAGGAAAUAAGCCAAAAAAACCUAAGAGGAGAUAACAAAUAAUUUUUAAAGUAUGUGUGGGUAAUUGGGGAAAAGGUGGGAUAAAGCUUCAAUGGCAAGAUCUUUCUCUCUCCAAAUAUCCUGAUUUCCCUUUCUGAGGACAGUUGCCAGACACCAGAUAAUCACACAACUAAAGCUUUGUUAAUAAGGCUUAAGCCAAGAACCUUGCCUAGAUAUUUUUAGUUUGUUGCCAAGGUAGCACUGUGAGAAAUCUCACUUGAAUGUUAUGCAAGAGGUGAGACACAACAGUCUGACUAUGAGUGAAUAUGCCCGGGUCUGUUAGUCAUUUGGGGUGCGUUUGCUGCUGCUACUGUUGCUACCGUUUGCCUCAGACGCUGUAUUUAAACAACGUUGUUGUUGUUUUCCUUUCCUUUUCUUUUUUUUAAAAUUUUACUAGCCUACAGAAUGGCUGUAUGUAAAUAGUUGUUAAUACAUCCAAUUAAUGAUGCCCAACAUGCUAUUUUUGUAGGAAAAUCUGUGUUAAUGAUAUUUUGAGUUAAAAUAUCUCUUUUGUGGAGGAAUUGCUGAAAAAAGUUGCACUUUUGUUACAAUGCUUUUGCUUGGUACAAGCUUAUGCUGUCUUAAAUUAUUUAAAAAAGAAAUACUGUCUGCAAGAAAUCAGCUGUUUUAAGAACAGUUUAAGUAUGUGAGAUAUUAGGAAUUGAUCUUUAUAUUGGGUAUUUUCCAGCAGUCCAUGAAUUAUACUAUCAAAAUAUUUCCACAAUAUUUUGUGAUUUAAGCAAAAAAAAAUUCUUACUAAAGAAUAAAAAAACCUUUAAUACACAA